This is a messenger RNA of Trypanosoma rangeli, 654 nucleotides long. Its product is annotated as small GTP-binding protein Rab11. Gene Ontology annotation, molecular function: GTP binding; GTPase activity. The record is from RefSeq and is a predicted model, not a curated record. Lineage: Eukaryota; Euglenozoa; Kinetoplastea; Trypanosomatida; Trypanosomatidae. Gene Ontology annotation, cellular component: endosome. The coding region runs from base 1 to 654 and encodes 217 amino acids. The transcript has a single exon.
AUGGAGGACACAAAUUUGACCUUCAAGGUCGUCAUCAUUGGCGACAGCGGGGUGGGCAAGUCAAAUCUAAUGACGCGCUACACAGCGAACGAGUUCAGCCAAGACACACCCGCCACCAUUGGCGUUGAGUUCAUGACAAAAAGCAUUAAGAUUGAGGGACGCGACGCGAAGGUGCAGAUUUGGGACACCGCAGGGCAGGAACGAUUCCGCGCCAUCUCGCGCUCCAUAUACCACGGCGCAAAGGGUGCCAUGCUCGUCUACGACAUCACGAACCAAACCUCAUUUGACUCAAUUCCAACGUGGCUGCAGGAGCUGCGCGUCUUUGUGCCGGCGACAUGCUCCAUAUUUCUCAUUGGAAACAAGUGCGACCUGGAGCACCUCCGGGUGGUGAAGAAGGAGGUUGCCGACCGCUUUGCACGCGAAAAUGGUCUGUCAUUUCUCGAGACCUCCGCCCUUGAGAAGACGAACGUAGACAAGGCCUUUGAGUGGCUGGCAAAGUCAGUCUACGACCUCGUUGUGGCACCUGUGGAUGCGGCGGGGAGCAAGCGGCCGCCGUUGAACGCCGGUGCGAACGCGAAGCGGCCGGUGAGCCUUGGCGCGGCCAACAACGGGCAGACGUCCGGCAAAAAGGAAGGUGGUGGUGGCUGUUGUUAG